Rhinichthys klamathensis goyatoka is the source of this 1866-nucleotide messenger RNA. RefSeq names its product serine/threonine-protein kinase/endoribonuclease IRE1-like. The transcript has 10 exons. The record is from RefSeq and is a predicted model, not a curated record. Gene Ontology annotation, molecular function: RNA endonuclease activity; protein serine/threonine kinase activity; ATP binding. The coding region runs from base 160 to 1836 and encodes 558 amino acids. Gene Ontology annotation, biological process: protein phosphorylation; IRE1-mediated unfolded protein response; regulation of apoptotic process. Gene Ontology annotation, cellular component: IRE1-TRAF2-ASK1 complex. NCBI's taxonomy places the organism in Eukaryota, Metazoa, Chordata, Actinopteri, Cypriniformes, Leuciscidae.
AAAGUGGCAUUACAUGCUCUGAGCACUGACAAAGCAAAAUCUGCUUUUUACAAUGAGUUGAAAACUAAGAAUCCAGACCUGGUUGAAGAUCUUGAACAAGAAGAUGCUCAAUUUGUGGACCAUUGGAGUGCAGAUCUCAUCCAGAGUGUUACUGCUGUGAUGCCCAUUGCUGAUGUAAUGAGAGCUGUUACAAUAAUUGGCAGUGAAACAUACUCAAAGAUUCAUGCAGCCCCUACACAUAUGGAAAAAAUGAGAGAGCUCCUUAAGACUCUAAACUCUGACAAAGCAAAAUCUGCUUUAUACAGUUUGCUUAAAGACCAGCAGAUUUUCCUGGUUAAAGAGCUUGAACGAAAAGGAGUUCAACAAGGGAUUCCAAGGUCUUCGGGACAGACCUCAUCAAAAUUACUGAAAAUUGAAUCUCCCCCUCAACAUGCAGAAACAGUACAAGUGCCAACUAUCGAACAAAAGACAGAGAAGAAACAAAUCCCCAGGUGGAACAAAUCCUCCAAAAGACAUGGUACAAAACUAGAGGAGCUGUUAAAAGAGACUGACAUUGAAAAAGUAGGGAAUCUCUACUUUAAAAAACAUGAGAAGUACAUGAUUAGCCAUAGUGGAAGCGGCGCACAAGUAUAUAUUGGAUUGAGUGAAGAUGGCAUUGAGGUGGCCAUUAAACUAAUAACAAAGAACCCAAAGAACAACAAAGACUUUGAAAAUGAGCUGAACCAUUUGCAAGAUCUAAAGCUUGAGAGCCAGUAUAUCGUCAGAUAUGUGACCUUUGAAGUGGGUAAGGACUUUUUCUAUCUUGCAAACCGGCUUUGUGAAUACGAUCUAGUGGACUACAUGGACUAUCUUCGUGUCCAGGAGCAAAAGGACAAAGACAACGCUUUGAGGAAAAUAGUGAAGGAGAUGCUUCUUGGCCUUAAAGUCCUUCACGACGCUGGAGUGAUACAUCGUGACAUAAAGCCUAGAAAUGUUUUGAUAGACGUAGAUAAAAGGGCAAGGCUGGCUGACUUUGGUAUCAGUCGCAAACUGGAGGAGGGAAAAACCACAGUGUAUACUGACAGAGCUGGUACACGAGGCUGGGAGGCAACAGAGAUCCUGAAUCAGUCUGAAAAGGGCCGCUACAAAAAGAGCUCAGACAUCCAGGUUGCGGGAAUGUUAACCUAUUACAUCCUCUCUGAUGGGAAACAUCCUUUUGGAGAUGAACUCUGCUGUGAGGUGAACAUCUUUAAAGGGGAAUAUUCUCUUGACGAUGUCCGGGACAAAAAAGCAACGGAUCUCGUAGAAUGGAUGAUCAACAAAGACCAAAAUCAGAGACCACCCGUUCACAAGGUUUUAGAUAACCCUUAUUUCUGGGAUGAUAAAAGAUAUGAGGAAGUAAUUAAGAAGCUGGGCGAUCGACAUGAAGUCCAGUACUACAUUGGUAUUUCAGAAGCUUGCAAGAUUAAGAAAACCGAAAAAGUUCUACCAGCAGAAGCCAUUGAAAGGGCAUGCCGUAAACAAAAAGUGAAAGCUAAAAUCCUUGAGAUGCUAGGCGAAACAGAGGAAGUCCAGGGCAAAACCUUCGAAAAUCUUUCUAAGUUGUGCGACUAUUCAGAGAACUACACAAAAGGAAAAACAUUUAAUCAAUGGAAAUCAGAGCUUAAAGAUAGAUGGCCAGACAUUAACAUUGACAAAGAUACUCCAGAGGACUUGAUUGGCCUGCUCCGUUGUAUUCGCAACGACACAGUACACAAUUUGAAAUUUGAUAAAGAGAGGCUCGACCAUUUUCCAGAUUUCUUCAUCAGCUUAUACAGAUUGACUACAGACAUGGGCUGGGACUGUACCUGGUCUUAAGAUGAGCAAGGAGAACGUCUGCUGUGAGUG